CUCGCGAAGGCGCACGCUCGCACGGUGUCCGUUCACCGCUAAUUGGGCGCUCGCAACUUUCCAGCGGGCUUGAGAACGCUUGGAGAGGAGGGCGCUCGCCGACAUGACCGAGGGUUGCGAGUUCGAGAUCGACGUGGAGAGCGUGGAGGCGGAGGCCGACGAGCGAGCGGAGGAGGAGGGCGACGACGACGACGACGACGAGGAAGACAACGGCGACGGCGGCGGGGAGGCCCGCGCCGCCGCCGCCGCCGUGGACGCCGCCCGGCCGGGCCUCCCCGGAGGCCUGAGCCCCGGCGAGCAGCGGCGCAAGCUGAGCCGCACGCCCAAGUGCGCGCGGUGCCGCAACCACGGCGUGGUGUCGUGCCUCAAGGGCCACAAGCGCUUCUGCCGCUGGAGGGACUGCCAGUGCGCCAACUGCCUGCUGGUGGUGGAGCGGCAGCGGGUCAUGGCCGCGCAGGUGGCGCUGCGUCGCCAGCAGGCCACCGAGGACAAGAAAGGCCUGUCUGGGAAACAAGUUGCGGCCGAGAGGAGGCCCAUCUAUCAGAGACAUGUUCGUCCAUCAACUCUGCUGGCCAAAAGCAUCCUGGAAGGUUUCCGCCCGUUGCCGUCCGAUCCCUUCCUGGCCGCCGGCCCGUCGCUGCCCCCGCCGCUGAGCGACCGCAUGCGCAAGAGGCGGGCGUUCGCCGACAAGGAGCUGGAGAGCAUCAUGCUGGAGCGCGAGUACAAGGAGCGCGAGCUUCUGGAGAGCGGCCCGCUCGACGUCGACUCCGGCUUCCGCUCGCUCCUCCAGCACUCGCUGGGCGACGGCGGGGGCGGGGCGGCGCCGUACUGUAAGGAGCUCCUGCAGGAGGCGGCGCGCAAGCUCCGGGAAAGCUCCGGCCGGGACGCGCGGGCCGGCAAAACGGCCGACGGGCGCGCCGAGGACUUGCUGUCCGAGCCGGGAGGGGCCAAGAUGGCCGCCGGCGAGUCCCUGUCCUUCUCGGUGGAGGCCAUUUUGAACAGACCCGCCAUGAGUCGAGCGUUUCAUUGAAGCGGAAAUGGCGUCGCGCCCCCAAUUCGCAAGGGGGGCGGUCGGGAGCUUUCCAAGCUCCGAUUCUGGCGCGUGAAUGCGACGCGACGACCACGUAAGCAAAAAGAAAGAUCUCGAAGCGAGGCCAAACGAGCUCGUCCUCCGUCGACUUUGAAGCGGGCAGUUUUUGGCCCCUGAGAAAUCCGCAGGAGAUUUUCUAACUUAUUGCGAUUUUGUGCGAGCGGCCAUCUGACGAAGACGCUCCGGCGACGUCCUCCCUGAUCCGAUGCAAUUUGUCAAUCGCUCGGCAGGGCUUCCCUCCGUGUCAACGUCUCUGCAAAGAAGACUUUCUUUCCCGCGGUCGUGGCUCUGUCCGGCGUCUGCGGUCUCGCUUGCGCUCGUGCCCGUGAGAUAACGCCACGGUCCAAAGUUUUGAAAGCGCUUCCUCAUGUCAAUAAACGUUUGCCUACAAUGU
Messenger RNA from Hippocampus comes (tiger tail seahorse), 1484 nucleotides. It is a transcript of the gene dmrt2a, whose product is annotated as doublesex and mab-3 related transcription factor 2a. Gene Ontology annotation, biological process: regulation of transcription by RNA polymerase II; sex differentiation. The transcript has 5 exons. The coding region runs from base 104 to 1030 and encodes 308 amino acids. Lineage: Eukaryota; Metazoa; Chordata; Actinopteri; Syngnathiformes; Syngnathidae. The record is from RefSeq and is a predicted model, not a curated record. Gene Ontology annotation, molecular function: RNA polymerase II cis-regulatory region sequence-specific DNA binding; DNA-binding transcription factor activity, RNA polymerase II-specific. Gene Ontology annotation, cellular component: nucleus.